GUAUACCGCCAAAAAAAUCCAUUACAAUUCCAUCCUCCAUUGCAUUUUACUUGAAAUACCGCUGAUCUAUGAUCUAGAAUUGCUUUUAGUCCUCCCCAGAUCGUAUUCAAAAUAAUUUCAAUGCAAAAUUAAUACUAUAUCAUAGCAAGUUAUUUGGCGUUCUUUUUGUAUAUCUUGAAUUACUGAAUGUAUAACAGUUUCGACAAUUGACUUUUUAGCCUCAAUACUGAGGAAACUUGCAUUUGGAUAUUUCACAGCCGUGACCUCCUCCAAGCGUUUCACAUCCGUGAAAACCGUGAGAGUUUUUACUCGCUUUUAGCGAGAGAACUUUAUGAUGUUAAGAAAUAAAAGUAGCACAUAUGAAAAAAAGAUUUUUCAAAUCCACUUGCGUGAAAUUUUGUUUUAUUGCAAGAAAUCAUCUUUCGCCGGGAACAAGACAGUUUUAAGUCUAAUUUAAAUAUUGGCUCAAAUAUCGCAUAAAUUAAAGCUGAGUUUGUGUUUUAAUUUUGGCCAUUCCUAUUUUCCAAAUUGCUUGAUGCCCAUGUAUUUAGAAACGACCAUCUGUGUAUGAAAAGCCAAAAAUACUCUUGUUAUAUGGUAAUGAAAGGUUUAUUAUUAUUAUUUUUGUAUUUGAAAGUGAAAGUGAUGUCAUCGAUUGCGAGCUAUUUCGGGACUUCCCCGAAACACUGCAUCUCUGAUAAACAAUUCCCAGAAUCAGAGAGAAGCAAAUUGUGCUCGUUCUCUUAUUGAAAAGGUAACUCUGAGGAGCAGUUCACUAAAGAAGUGCAGGGAAUGAAGAAGACUCUAUGACCUGAGUAAAAGGCUAAGGUAACUCUGAGGAGCAGUUCACUAAAGAAGUGCAGGGAAUGAAGAAGACUCUAUGACCUGAGUAAAAGGCUAAGGUAACCUAGAAUGUGGCGUGGAUCAAGAGGGCCAGAAAGUGGUUACCGUGCCAGCCGAAGCAGGGGUAACCACAACAACGCAAGCAGGGGUAACCACAACAACGCAAGCAGGGGUAACCACAACAACGCAAGCAGGGGUAACCACAACAACGCAAGCAGGGGUAACCACAACAACGCAAGCAGGGGUAACCUUAGCAACCCAACCAGAGGUAACCGUAGCAACCAAAGCAGGGGAGGACAGUCACAAAAUUCAUUUCGUGGCGGAGCUUGCUACCGGGACGAUCGCUAUAGUAACCAUUAUGUAUCUGACAAUAGAAGAGAAGUGAAGUUAGGCUACAAUGCUUUAUCUCAGAUGCUUUCUGUUGAGCCGGACAAUAUCGUCAUUGACUUGACUUCAGAGCGAGUGACUUCAGCCACAGAAGAGCUCCUUGAGGCAAAAGAAAUGCGUGAUGACUUGUUCUUGCUGGUGUUGAAGGUUUUGUCUCGGGCUUGCAAGAGCGCAGCAAGGUCAAGUCUUCUGAGACUUUUAAAUCUUGUCCAGGCUUCGAGAUUUUUAACUGUUCACUUGUCAGCAUACCUCAACAGCCACUGGGGUAAAAGCCACAUGGAAUGGGAAGGUGUUUUGGAAGCUCUUCAAAACACUGUUGUUUUGUUCUCAGAGAUGCUUAUUCGCCUUCCAAGUUGCUAUGUUUACCUUCCAAUUCCAUCGCUUCAAAAAUGUACUUCCAUCCUUGUGGCUAGUGGUAAAAUACAGAAUAAUGGGAUCGAAGCUGCCGUGGAAGAGCUUGUAAUGUUGAUGAGGGAGAAAAGCGAAGAGCUGAGGAGAAAUGCUGAUCUUCAUCGAGGAAAUAGGCGAGGGUACAACAGUGAUGGUGCUAGCGAUGAUAGCGCCCCCCCAGAGGACUUCCGUCAGAUAAGUGUCAUACCCACCCAGGAUGACAUUUGUAGGACGGAUACUCCAUUCCUGAGGAAAAACAAGGCGACAGGAGGCUUCAGUAACCCUGAACACUACUUGGAUGUGCAGUUCCGUCUGAUGCGAGAGGAUUUUAUCAGACCACUUCGACAAGGCAUACAAGACUUACUACUGCAAUGGGACGCAAAGAAAAAAAAAAUGCAGGACAUUCGUGUCUACCAUAAUGCCCGCCUCCUCUUCCCUGUGUUUAGCGAAAAAGGGAUAUCCUACAAAGUGAGCUUUGAUGUGUCGAGUCUGAAGAGAGUUAACUGGAAGAACAGUAAAAGGCUCAUCUACGGGUCUCUUCUCUGUCUCUCCAAGGACAACUUUGAGUCGUUUAUUUUGGCCACAGUGGAAAACAGGGAUGACAUCGAGCUGGAAGAGGGUUUAAUCGACAUUUCGUUUCACAACCAUGCUGCACACGGGAUCAACCUUACUGACGACUUGUACGAGAUGGUGGAGACUACUGCGUACUUCGAGUCUUAUCGCCACGUGCUCGAAGGACUGAAGGAGAUCGAUCCGCAGUCCAUGCCAUUCCAGAGAUAUAUAGUUCGCUGUGAGAGUGAAGUCGAUGCUCCCGCGUAUCUGCGAAACAGAAUGAUGGAAAAGAUCACGUAUGACUUCGCGCCCAUCUUAGACAAAAGAUACCAGAAGAUGAGACAGCUAAGAACAUUCAAGGAAGUGAGCAUUCUGGAUACUAAUUCUUGGCCAAACGCCCAUGUUCUAAACCUGGACGAGUCCCAGCUCCGUGCUGUCCAGACAGCUUUGACAAAAGAGUUUGCAGUGAUUCAGGGACCCCCCGGAACUGGCAAGACUUACAUUGGUCUCAAGGUCGCCAAGGUUCUUCUUCACAACAAGGAAAAGUGGGAUAGCGGUACAGAACAGCACGAUGACGAAGGUGUGGAAGGCGAGCAGCUGCAGAUGAUCAGAGAAAACCACCAGGCGGAAGUACGACACAGACCAAUCCUUGUGGUGUGCUUUACUAACCACGCGUUGGACCAGUUCCUGGAAGGAAUACACGAGUUUCAUCCUGAGAAUAUUGUCCGUGUAGGUGGAAGAUGCAAAAGUGAAGUUUUAAGCAAGUGCAACUUGAAGGAAAUAAGACGCGACUUGGGGAAAGGAGAUAGAGUGAUUCGCAGGAGGUACUGGGAAGUUAAAGAGGAACAAGAUAUGGUCAGCAAAAUUGUUGAUAGUGCGACGGAGAACCUGAGACGUUGCACUGAAGAAUUGAUCCACGAGGACGAAUUAGUCAAACACGGCCAGAUAUCCACGAGGCAGAAGGAAUCCAUUCGCAAGGAUCACAUGUCCUCAUCGGUGUCUGCGAUGCCAUAUUGGCUGGAAGUGAUGCCUCUUCUUGCUCAAGAACCUUUAAAUGUCCCACCUGUUGGCAUUUUUCCUCUCUGCGAAGCCGCGGGAAAAUGGAACAUGGCUAACGAGAAUGGCAAGCCCGAAGCUUAUUUCAGCCAAAGAACAAAAUACGGCCCAGGAGUUGACGGGCGCCCCAGUGGAUCGGUGGAAAUUCUUGGGAGUAGAGAUAGUUUUGUGGCAAUACAGAAUGGCCGUCAAUGGAUGCUUGAUAUCGAAGAGUCGAUAUCCAUCGCAUUUUACGUCUUUCCAAAUAAUUCUCUUGGUGGGCCGAUUGUUUCCUACGACGGUUCUGCCUCCGACAGAUUUGGAGUGGAAAUAAGCCAGAAGGAGAUGAUCGCCGAUAAGGGGGUUUUAUCGGCUCGAUUCUCAAGUCGAAUCCUUGAUACACUUGAAGUCAGUCUGUCGUAUCCAGUGCUUAAAAUCAACGCCUGGAACUACGUCGUAGCUACUUACAGCUCUAAUACCGGGCUAGCAAGAUUAUGGCAUGAUGGGAAGGUUGUGGGUGAAGCUCUUAUCGGCGAGUACCGACAGCUCGCCACACAAUACCCGCUGCGCGUGGGUUCACUUUCCCACCAUGGAGACAGACCGGUUUUCAAGGGAAGAGUGGCAGGCCUAUACAUCUUCCCUGAAGCAAUAGGCAAAGAUCAGAUCUGGCGCAUUGCCGGCAUCACCCAAGAAGAUAUCGAUGAGGCUAACGAUGAGGCUGAGGAUUUUAGUUACGAGGCAGAUGCAAUGAUGGAGGCCAGAAAGAUCGACGACGACGAUGAUGAUGAUGAUUAUGAUUAUGAAGCGAGACGGAAAAGAAGACUUAAAAACCAGCGCCUAAUCGAAAUCAAAGUUGCAGACACAUCCGAAUGGAAGACAGUGCGUGGGAAGAAUUCGCGUAAGCGGCAUGAUGGGGCUGUGAGAAAAAGGAUGAACUCAAAUGAUGUGAUGACCCAAAAAGAGGCCGAGGCGAUGGAGGAGGCUGACCUGUGGGCGAUACCACUGGACGAGAGGUGGAGGCUGUACCGAUACUGGAUCAGCAACUUACGAAGGCAAUACAAGGAAACUGUUAUUAUGCAUCAAGAUGAGUACGUGGAAGUAAGCCAGAGGUUGAACGAAGCGAGGCGUAUUGAAGACAUAUCCAUCCUCAGGAAAGCGGCAGUCAUCGGCAUGACAACCACGGGUGCAGCAAAGUACCGAGAAGUCCUCCAAGAGAUUAAGCCGCGCAUAAUCAUAGUGGAGGAAGCCGCUGAGGUGCUGGAGGCUCAUAUUGUGACAGCGUUGAGUCCCGGAUGUCAGCACUUGAUUCUGAUUGGCGAUCAUGAGCAGCUACGUCCUAAUCCCACCGUAUACAAACUCGCCAAGGACUACCAUCUAGACAUAUCUCUUUUUGAACGAGUGGUGAACAACAAAAUGCAUCUCGAGUGCCUUCGGAAGCAGCACCGCAUGCGACCAGAGAUCUCGCAGAUGCUACAGCACAUCUACCCAGAUUUGGAGAACCACGAGUCAGUGCUCAACUUCGACAACAUCAAGGGAGUCUCGACAAACAUCUUUUUCAUCGACCAUCAGGAGAGAGAGGAAUUCAUCGAGGAGGGCAGAAGUCGGUCAAACAUUCACGAGGCCAAGUUCGUGGCUGCUCUCUGUCGCUACCUCAUCCUUCAGGGAUAUGAACGCUCUAAAAUCACCGUGCUGACCAUGUACACCGGGCAGCUCCUCCAGCUCAAGAAGGAGAUGCCAAAAGAUUUCUUUAAUGGUGUUCGAGUGUCAGCCGUGGAUAACUUUCAAGGCGAAGAGAACGACAUCAUCCUUCUGUCCCUGGUACGCAGUAACGACGAUGGCAACAUCGGCUUUCUCCGUAUUUCCAACCGAGUGUGCGUAGCGCUGUCCCGUGCAAGGAAGGGUUUCUAUUGCAUCGGAAACAUGGGCCUGAUGGAGGAGAAGGAGGAGCUUUGGAAGAAGAUCCUGGAUGAUUUGCGCCAGAAGAAGAAGGUUGGCCAAAAUUUGGUCCUCGCUUGUCAAAACCACCCAAAGACACUGAUCCAUGCGUCUAAAGACAGUGACUUCAAAGCCGCCCCAGAAGGAGGCUGCAUGGUGCCCUGUGCUACCAGACUCGAAUGUGGCCACGUGUGUGAGAAGGUCUGUCACCCGGGUGAUCCAGAUCACGUUGAGUACGAGUGCAGGAAGCCUUGCCCCAAGAAGCUUUGUGAUCUAGGACAUGACUGCCCUCGCCGAUGCUUCCAGAAAUGUGAGCCGUGCAAAGUGCUUAUAGCUAAGGUAAUUCCAAAAUGCCAGCACGAGCAACAAAUUCCAUGCCACGUUGAGCCCGAAAAAUUCAAGUGCCAAGAACCUUGCCCCAAGACUCUGAAAUGUGGCCAUCAAUGCGCAGCGAAAUGUGGCGAUGAUUGCACGAAAGAAUGUAUGGUUAUGAUCGAGGAGACGCUCCCGUGUGGGCAUAAACACACGCUGAAGUGUCAUGUCGAUCCUACCACUGUCAAAUGCAGAAUCCCUUGUAAUGCCAAGCUGAAAUGCCUUCACACCUGCGCUGGAAACUGCAAUAGCUGCUUGCAACAGCGUGUGCAUGAGCAGUGCAAGUCUAAGUGUGACCGAACCUUGUUUUGCGGUCACAGCUGCCAGGAGCCAUGUACAAAGAACUGUCCUCCUUGUCAAAAGCAGUGCGAAAAUAAGUGUAAGCACAGCAAAUGCAAGAACAGGUGCGGUGAGCCGUGCGUGCCAUGUGCAGAGCCUUGUGCCUGGGAAUGCCGACACUAUAAAUGCAAUAAGCUGUGCGGGGAGAUGUGUGACCGCCCACGAUGCGACAAACCUUGCCUUUAUAAAAUUAAAUGCAAGCACCCCUGCAUCGGGCUGUGCGGUGAGAAGUGCCCUAAGAAAUGCCGCAUCUGCGACAAAGAUGAGGUGACUGCUAUUCUCUUUGGCAACGAGGACGAGCAAGGUGCAAGGUUCAUUCAGCUUGAGGAUUGUCCUCACAUCGUAGAGGUGAAAGCGAUGGAUGAGUGGAUGGACAAGGUUGAAGACACGACUUUCGUGCAGCUCAAAAAAUGUCCCAUCUGCACCGUCCCUAUUAGGAACACCCGUCGCUAUGGCAACAUCGUCAAGAGGGUUCUCCGAGAUUUCGAGACCAUCAAGGGCAAGGUGGCGCUAUCACUGCGCGAAAUUCAGCCUGAGGUGCGAAGACUUGGAGAGGAGUUGCGAAACGUUCGGAGGCUCUCAGAUGACCACCCUUCAUUCCUAGACACAGAUUGGAACAAAAAGUUGGAAAACAAUUUGAAAACAUCGAAAUUGACGGUUAACCAGCUGAACGUGUUCGAAAACCAGAUCAACUUCUUGAGGAGGUUACUUGAGCUUGCAUGCUCCACAUCCAAAGCCUUCCGGGCUGACUCGCUCAAUCGAUUACAGUCAGGCAAGACCUUGAAGAAGCAGGUUCGUCCCCUCGAGCGCCAUAUAAUAGCCGAUCGAUCCUGGAUCAGCGAACAGGAACUCGAGGACAUCGAUGAGGAGAUUCGCCGCUUGGAGCUGUGGUUAUCGCGCAAAAUCCUAAAACACCAAUUGGAAAAGAGAAGGAAAUCUCUACUAAGAGAGGAUAAUGCAUGUAUUUACCUUAUACACAAAGCAUUGAAGUCAGGAGAGCGGAUAGCCCCGUCAGAGCGCAAAGACUUCAUGGACUGGCUGGAUGAGCUUCGCAAGCAGUAUCUGCCAGAUGUCUUCUACGAAUCCGUCACAAAUGAUGAGAAGAGGGAGAUCGUAAAGGCGGUCGGACUAGCUAAGGGGCACUGGUACAAAUGCCCAAAUGGCCAUUUCUACUGCAUCGGGGAAUGCGGUGGAGCCACACAAGAGUCCAACUGCCCUGAGUGUGGGUCACGCAUCGGAGGCACUGGCCACCGUCUGCUUGAAGACAACAGUCUAGCUCCAGAGAUGGAUGGGGCACAGUAUUCGGCCUACGGAGACAUGGCCAACAUGAACAACUUUGACUUGGAUAGGAUUGACAUGGAUUGAUGGGAUGACUUAGAUUAGUCGGGGAGCCAAGUCCGAAAAAGUGCUCUAAUAAACGUGUUUGUUCAACUAGAAUUACACGGCAAAUUCUUACAUAUUCUGAAUGGCAAAUGACCACAGGGGUUAAUUUUGGUUGACUUUGCUUCCUUUUACAUGUAUCUUAUUGAUAUUAAUACAAUGUUAAACAAGGUACUACGUAAGCCUUUGAGCUCAACCUCGAUCAUACUGAAUAGGCAUAGUAGCUUUGACUUAGACGAUCCAUGGAAUAGACAUGACAUACUUGAUAGGGAUCAUGGGGAUUAGGUUCAAAUUUUUUAUACAAAAUGCUUGGUACUCUCCUAGACAUUGAACUCAACUCUGAUCACGUUGAAUAGACAUAGAAUACCUGACUUAAGGUAUUACGUACAAUGUUUAACAAGGUACUGUUUCCUUUGACAAGGAUGCUCUGCAUUGCGAGGAAGUGACGUACACCACAAGCCAAACGGCAAUGUGAACAUCAUUGUAUAUUGACCGUCUUCAUAACUCAAACUAGAAGUUCUGUACUAAAUAAAUCAGUUCUGUAAGUUGACCAAUAGCUGUUUAUAACGUUUUAGUCGUGAACCAGGUUCAUGGGGGAUGUGAUGAAUUUUUUGGUCGUGAUGAUGAUGAUGAUCAAGAGGGGUUGAGAAGGCUGGGGAUUAUGACGUUUUUUUUUUGUUUAUCAAGAUUUAUAUUAUAAAAUAGAAUAUUAUAGGGAGUUUGCUAUUAUAUUACAUGUAUUUCCUUUAUACCUGUUAAUUUUUUUUAUAGACACAAAAUAGCUUUGCCAGUUCGCCGAUGAGGCACUCACGGCGUACCUGUAUGUUACACAAUUAAAUAAAUGUAAAAAAAGAUAUAUAGAUUUAGGCACUGCCUAAAAGCCGAGCCAGCAUUGAAAGAUUGUUUUUUAUGAGAUUAAAAAAAGCAAUUUUUGCUGCCAUGUUAUUAUGAAUUGUAUUGGCCCCUCCAAAUGGAUUAAGCAAGCACUCAUUUAAUAAUAUUAAAUAUGCAGUAUGAAAGUACUAAUCCUAAUGUAAAAAAGGCUGUCAAAGUUCAAGGUGCCUUAGUUGAUGCCAAUGUUUUUCAAGAGUCUAAUGGUCAAUUCUUAUUUGUUCCACUAUGCAUAUUUUUCAUCAAAACAGCAUAAUAACAAUCUUUGACCUUGUAAAGAAUAUAUUAAGGAUGUAACAGCAUUUCAAAGAUUUAGAUGCCAUUCUGUAGUUUCCAUGUACUGCAACUGAUUAUUCAGAAGAAUGUGUUGAAAUUAAUACAUAUUAGUGCACCCA
Molecule: messenger RNA, 8519 nt
Organism: Nematostella vectensis (starlet sea anemone)
Lineage: Eukaryota; Metazoa; Cnidaria; Anthozoa; Actiniaria; Edwardsiidae
Product: NFX1-type zinc finger-containing protein 1
Exons: 28
Coding region: 913-7218 (2101 amino acids)
Biological process (GO): regulatory ncRNA-mediated heterochromatin formation
Cellular component (GO): nuclear RNA-directed RNA polymerase complex; nucleus
Molecular function (GO): helicase activity; zinc ion binding
Source: RefSeq, a predicted model, not a curated record